Messenger RNA from Drosophila mojavensis, 931 nucleotides. RefSeq lists its product as uncharacterized. The transcript is spliced from 5 exons. The record is from RefSeq and is a predicted model, not a curated record. The coding region runs from base 246 to 542 and encodes 98 amino acids. Lineage: Eukaryota; Metazoa; Arthropoda; Insecta; Diptera; Drosophilidae.
UUUCUGUUGGAAUUCAUUAAACGUUUUACCGCACAGCUCGACGUACAAACUUACGAUCCGCCGAGCCCGAGUCCGAUUCCGAUUCCGAGUCCCCGAGUCCGAGUCCGAGUCUGAGUCUGAGUCAAAGCCAAAGCCAAAGCCGAGCAACAAAGGCAGCACACACAAUUUUUAAAUACAGCGCAGCGCAGAUUCGUCGCAACUCAGCUCAAUUACCGUCUACAAUAAAACACUUCAACUAAAUCAACAUGAAAUUCUUAGUCACCAUUGCCGCUCUGUGCCUGUGCCUGGCCUUUGCUGCCGGCCAGCAAUACUUUCUAGGACAAUUUCCCACCAGAUCCCGCUUCGCCUUCGACACUCUCUCCCUGGCACAGCCCUCUGCUGCGCAGGUGCGCGAUCCCCGCCAAAAUCGAGGACCCGUUGUGUUCCCACCCUCGCCGCCAGAUGCGAUUGAGGAGUCGAGCGGUGUUGUUGUUGGCGCCUCUGGUUUUGGUUUUGUGCCGCCACAGCAAAGUAAUUCACUCAGACGCACAAUCUUUGGUUAACUGCACACACACGCACACACACACACACAUACACAGCCAUAAGCACACACACGCACACAAGCUCACACUCAGUUACAGCACAGACAAUGCCAAACAGCGGAAACGGAAAUGCGCGUCACAGUUAAUCGCAAUUUGAGCGUUCGCAGCACUUAAUCAACUUCAAGCUAAGCCCCACAGUCGGCCACAGCACACAACAACAGCCCUAACCCAUCCCACACCCACGCCCACGCCCACACCUACACGCACACCCACCCACAUAAGCCGCACUUGCUAACAUAAUAAUAACAACUAAACUAUGUCAAAGUAAUAUUGCUUAUUAGCAAUUAUUUAGUCUAAUUAUUGUUAUUUAGUUGCAAACACAAUAAUUUUAUUUUUCGUUUUGCUUUUUA